AUGAUAUCCCAAUCGGGAUAUAUAUCCCGAUUGGGAGUUGCACGGAAAAAAUUGUACGGAGCUCGUUAUCAAUGGUUAUUAUUGGGAUUUCACGAUGAUUUAAAUUGGUGGAAAUCAAAUAGUACAAAAUGUUCGAUAGACGAAUUAGUUCGAGCACUUAAUGGUACAUUUCAUACCCGUAUACCAGAAAUGUCCAUCGAAGAUAAAUCAAACACUGAUAUGAAAAUUUCCGCUACAUAUUUAUCUGAUUAUAUUUCUCAAUAUAAAAAAAAGAUUAAUUCAUCUGGUUUUUUUCACGCAUAUGCAUAUGAUGGUUUAUGGAGUGUAGCCUUAGCAUUUCAACAGUUGUUAAAUACAAAAGAUGAAAAUCAUUAUAAUUUAACUUCAAAAUUUUUCAGUCACGGAUGGACAUCACUAUUCAAAGCGGCUGUAGAAAAACUAGACUUUUAUGGUGUAACGGGUAGAGUUCGAUAUUCUGAUGGCGAACGUGUAGGUGAAAUUCUUGUCGAGCAAUAUGUUGCUUGCCGAAUAACAAAUGAAUUAUGUGAAAUACCAUGUUAUGAAGGAGACGAAUGCAGUUUGAAAUUAGUAAAAAUAUUUCUUGCUGAAGACGAUGAAUUGUUAGAUUUGGAUCCGGUUAUGUGGCAUGUAAAUUUACUUGAACAAGGUCCACAAGUACUAUCCUCAUUACUUAACUCACGUACAUUCCACUAUCGAGAUCAAACAAUCCUACUAGGUUCCUACCAGAUCCUAUAG
Messenger RNA from Didymodactylos carnosus, 756 nucleotides. NCBI's taxonomy places the organism in Eukaryota, Metazoa, Rotifera, Eurotatoria, Philodinida, Philodinidae. The record is from the annotation of a GenBank genome assembly.